CUGUCUCGCAGUUCACGUUCUCAGCUUCGCGGUGACAGACGUUGCGUUCGACCACGACUACGACCAAUCAUAUAAAGAUUUAAAUAAAUUAUAAUUCCCAUUCCGUGUCGCGUGUGGGUCGUCGUUGUUUUUGUCCAACUAUAAUUCCUAAAUUGUGAUCAAGUGAUAUUUUUAUUCGCAUCCGAGAUGUUGAAAUACGUGUGCCUGGUGAUUGUGGUGCAGACGCUCUGGAUGGUCCAGGCUGAAGCCCCUGCCUAUAUCAAACAAUGCCAGCGCGAUGAUCCCAAGCUGGUGGAGUGCUUCAUGGGUGCCAUUGAGCAUCUGAAGCCCUAUCUGGCCAGUGGAAUUCCCGAGAUCCAGCUGCCCUCUGUGGAGCCCUUCAAGAUGGAUUCCCUGGCCCUGCAGCUGACGGACGGGCCCCAGGGCUACAAGAUCACCCUCAAGAACAUGGAGGCGUUUGGGGCGAGCAACUUCCAGGUAAAGUCGCUCAAGCUGACUGAAAACAACGAGCCCUUCAAGGCGAAGAUCGUGAUGCCCAAGCUGAAGAUCGAGGCCAAGUACACCAGCUCCGGUGUCCUGCUGAUACUGCCCGCCUCAGGCGGCGGCGAUUUCCACGCCAACUUCGAGGGCGUGACUGCCGAUCUCACCGGUAAGACUUCGGUGCGUGCGUCUAAGGGAGCCAACUAUCUGCACAUCGACUCGCUCAGCCUGGUGCUGGAUGUGAAGGAUGUGAAAAUGAGCAUCUCCGGAGCGUUCAACAACAAUCGUAUCCUGUUGGAGGCCACGAAUCUCUUCCUACGGGACAACUCCCAGAUUGUCCUCGAGGCCAUGCAGACCCAGUUGCAGAAGAAGCUGGCAAGCGAAUUCGGCAAACUCGCCAACCAGCUGCUAAAGAACGUUCCCAUCGAGCAGUUCUACGUGAACUAGUCGGAGCCCCGACCCCACGUCCUAGUCUAAGCUCCUACUCUAAGCUUUAUUUAAUUGUAACUUACCCGCUAACGCUAUGAGCCAAGUAUUAAAUUGUACGAGUAUGUGGUGUGAACAUCGUA
Molecule: messenger RNA, 1049 nt
Organism: Drosophila obscura
Lineage: Eukaryota; Metazoa; Arthropoda; Insecta; Diptera; Drosophilidae
Gene: Jhbp1
Exons: 4
Coding region: 187-927 (246 amino acids)
Source: RefSeq, a predicted model, not a curated record